Arctia plantaginis is the source of this 1572-nucleotide messenger RNA. Lineage: Eukaryota; Metazoa; Arthropoda; Insecta; Lepidoptera; Erebidae. The record is from the annotation of a GenBank genome assembly.
AUGUCUCACAUAUCUUAUCCAUUUAAGAAAACAAAUAAAGCUGUGUACCAGAAGCCAGCAUCUGUUCUUACAGAAGAUACAAUUUAUUGGAAGAAAUUAGGGCUACCAGUCUUAGUAAAGGAGUUCGGAGCGAUAGACUAUUUAGACUUCAGUCCUGUAGAACCUUAUUACUUUGCUGCAACAUGCUCUGUCAGAGUCCAGGUAUAUGAUCCAAUUACAAAAGUUGUAACAAAAAACAUUUCAAAAUUUGUGGAAGCUGCAUAUGGAGCCACAUUCCGAGGAGAUGGAAGGCUCUUAGUUGCUGGCAGUGAAGAAGCUGUUGUGAAACUAAUUGAUAUUCAGUCCAAGAAUAUCCUCCGAGUGUUUACUGGUCAUACAGGACCUGUUCACAGAACAUACUUUACAAAAGAUCAAGUUAAAAUUUUAAGUUAUUCUGAUGACAAAUCUGUUAAUUUAUGGGAUAUAGCCACAGAAGAAAAACUAGCCACAUUCUCAGAACAUACAGAUUAUGUGAGAGCAGGAGCUGCUAGCCCUAUCUCACCAGAUAUAAUAUUAUCUGGCAGUUAUGAUCAUACCGUCAAAUUGUAUGACUGCCGAUCUAAUGAAACAGUUCUCACUGUUAACCAUGGUUGUCCAGUUGAAUCAACACUAUUCCUACCUUCAGGAGGAAUAUUUAUAAGUGCAGGUGGUACAGAAAUUAAAGUUUGGGAUAUUUUUAAUGCUGGAAAAUUACUAGCAAAUAUUUCACAACAUCAUAAAACUAUUACAACUCUUGGACUAGCCAGUAAUAAUAGUAGACUUAUGUCUGCUUCUUUAGACAGACAUGUAAAGAUAUAUGAUAUCUCUACUUUUAAAGUUAUUCACAAUAUUGAUUUCCCCAAUGCAGUACUAAGUAUGGCCAUAUCCAAAGAUGAUGAUACUCUGGCAGUAGGGAUGAUUGAUGGUAUAAUUUCUGUACGAAAGAGAGAAAAGCCAGCCCGCCUUGCUGAUGAAAAAAGAGGUUUGUUUAAAUUUGCACCAGAUCACAUUCAAACUUCAAUUGUAGAAGAGGCUAAAACAAAAGAAAAAUUAAAUAUAAGCCCAGAAUCUGAUAAGUUCUUAAGAAAGAUGGAGUUCACUAAAGCCCUUUCUGCUGUUUUAAAAACUUAUGUCGCUACAAAAUUUCCGGAAAAAACAACAGCAUUAAUUCAAGAAAUGCUUAGGCGAAAAGUUCUUCAUGUAGCUAUGGAUGGACUAAAUGAAAAAGACAUAGGCAGACUACUUAAAUAUUUUAAGAAGAAUGUUGGAGAGACCAGAUUUUCUAGAGUAAUCAUAGAUGCAUCAAAUGUUUUUGUUGAUGUUUUUGGAAAUCAUGUAAAAACCUUUUCUGAAUCUAAUAAAUUUUUAUACACAUCACUAGGAAAAGCUAUUGAAGAUGAAAUAGACCUCUGUAAGAGGAUAUGUGAAUUGGAAGGUGCUAUUAAUCUACUAAUGGCUGGAGCUCAAAUUAGCAGCAGUAAUGAUACUAUAGAAAUUAAUGACACCUUUACACCAUCAUCAAAAGCACAGAAAGAUAUCGUAAUUGAUAUAUAA